Eriocheir sinensis (Chinese mitten crab) is the source of this 4907-nucleotide messenger RNA. Its product is annotated as zinc finger protein 316-like. The transcript is spliced from 14 exons. Gene Ontology annotation, biological process: regulation of transcription by RNA polymerase II. The coding region runs from base 2731 to 3750 and encodes 339 amino acids. Gene Ontology annotation, cellular component: nucleus. The record is from RefSeq and is a predicted model, not a curated record. NCBI's taxonomy places the organism in Eukaryota, Metazoa, Arthropoda, Malacostraca, Decapoda, Varunidae. Gene Ontology annotation, molecular function: RNA polymerase II transcription regulatory region sequence-specific DNA binding; DNA-binding transcription factor activity, RNA polymerase II-specific.
GGAGCGGUAGGCCUAUAAAUAUGGGUGUUAGGUGAGGGUAAGAUAAAAUUUUCUACUACGUUAUUCUCUUCCUUCCUCCUCCUCUUCCUCUCUCUUUCCUCUUCUGCAGACCUUAAAUUUGAGUGUAAGGUCAAGUUUAGGGCUUAUGCUAUAGCUACUACUACUACUAUAGGUGCGCGUCGCCUCAGAGGUGGCACUGGAGCUGCCCUGUGUAGGCCAUGCACCCGGCCUCUUGCAGUUUCUCUAUGUUCUUAUGUUCUUAUGUUAUGUUUGUCACAUCCUGCGUGGCCGGCCUGAGGGGUUGUAACAGGGCGGGCGUGACAUUACCACAGUGUGCCUUCCCCAGGUCCUCGUUGCUCCAGAGCGUAGCUCCGUUACCCUGGGGGGGCUAUAGGGGUGCGGGGUAGAGGCACCCAUCGCUCCCCUUACCCAGGGGUCCUGAGGGAGGUACAUCUUUAAACCCCAGGGAGGAUGAACAGCUCAAUACUAAGUUACAUGAAGAGAGGAGGAAGGAAGUGAAAAAAAAGUUUAAAUAUAUAAACGGAUGAUUGAAACAGCAGUCAAUUGAUAAGACUGACUUUGCGUAAUACUGAGGAAAGCGUGCACAGCCACCUCUGACCAAGAUAAUACUUACAACAUGGAUUAUUUUUAGUCCCUGAAAGCAGUGCAUUAACAAGGGACUUCCUAGAAAUAAAAGGGGGUUGAGAGGGGGCAAAGUCCCCCUGUUUGCUAGGUUAUGUAAAGUAAGGUUUGGUUAGUUUAAAUAUACUAGGCAGGCAGUGAGGGGUGGCGGGAAUACACAGUGCAGGGCGGGGGUGGCCCACUAUUCGGGCCAGUGUUGUGAGAAAUGCCUCCUGCAGAAAUGAGUGGCUCUGGUGUCCACCAUGCAUGGGGCAAUACACAGCAGAAAACAUUAAUAUGCCUGGUUUUGUUCUGGUUUGUCCACUUUUUUCCUCAAUAAGCUUGGGUGUGAUUCUAGAGAUUUUGGAUAAGUAAGUCACUGGUGUCCAACGCUCACUGGGGGAACACACACACAGCGGCAAAAAACAUUUAUUUGCCUGGUUUUGUUCUGGUUUGUCCACUUGUGAUCUUGGUGAGCGCUGAGUAUAAUCAGUAAGAAAGUUGAACCUCUCUGUCAGCUAUAUAGAGGCAGUGGGAGGUGACGGGUGUACAACAGGCAUUGAAAAGUCAAUCAAAUAGUGAUAUCUAGAAGUGAAUAUUAUCUCCAUAAUAAACAGCAUCAUAUUUUGUGCAGAAAUAAGCAGUCAGCAUCUCAAAAUUAGUAGGCGACCCUCUCGUGAAUAAUCCCACCUGAGGUUUUGUGCCCCGGGAGGCCUGGAAUGCCUGUAAAUAUGAGUUGAUGGUGGCAGGAAUGCCUAUUCCUGAAGUCUGUACGGGUGUGUUCUGCCUACUCUGGAACAGGGCAGGAUAGAUUAGUUUUUAUUUAUUAUUAUUAUUUUUUUUUUACAUCUCCGCCUGUAGCACCGGUAGGCUUUCUUCAUGGGCCUGGAUGGUGGUCGGCCCAAACCUGUCAUGGCGCAGGCAAUUUUUAUAGUGGCGCCAAUUAUUCUUGGCUCAUGCUGCCCCCCGGAACUCAUUCUUGAUUCACUGGGCGGUUUCUUCUUGAGUCUGGAUUGAUGGGUGGCCUUCUGGACAGCAUGUGGGUAGUCUGUGGCCACUUGGUGGUUAGGCUAUGUAAGGUUAGGUAGGAAGUAUUACAGGUAAUGUUGAGCGGGAAUCACAAUGAAAGUAUUUUCCAGAAUGGCCCGUGGUUAUUUUUCAAGUUACAGCCGAGUGUCUUCACUCAGGAACCACAUACCUGCAGAGACUUCGGGAAUAUGCGGCCCGGCGGUGUGUUUAGGCAGGAAGUGUCCCCAGUUGUGUGAAGAAGCUGAGCAGCGUCUCCCUGGCCUGGGCGUGGAGUGAGCUGGUCCCCUCAUCACCAGCACCAUAGACCAGGGGAUGAGGUGCUCCUGGCCCUCCGGCACACCCUCCUGGGCGGACCAGAGGAUGUCCACUGUGCUGGUCACUCCACAGUCCUAUCAAGGCCGUGUUGGACAGGCUCAGUGACGACUCGGACACACGUCAAAUAUCUUCCCUCAGGCUCAGAGGCACUGACAGGCUUCUACAGUGGUAGGGCUGAAGCGACACAUCCUGGCGGGGGGCACCUUUGACAGCCCAGGGCACACCUCCGCCCCCGCCAGCAACCUCAUCACCCGACUGCUAGUUCAGGACCCAGUGUAGUGGUCCAACUCAGAAGAGAUUGCUGCCACGACUACCUGGCUAGUGCCCCCCCUCUUAUGUACUAGCCCUGACCUUCAGCGACGACCCCGACCCCAUGGAGGGGCCUUCGUGGUGCAGUGGUUAGCACACUCGGUUCACAACCGAGAGAGCCCGGGUUCGAUUCCCAGGUGGAGUGGAAACAUUUGGGCGGCUUUUCCGAUACCCUACGCCCCUGUCCACCCAGCAGUGAAUGGGUACCAGUGUUCCUGUGACCACGAGUACCACAAGAACACCGCUGUGCUCCCUGUGGAAGGCUGUGACCUGCCCACCGUCACGGCCGGAGGUUACCAGGAGCAACACAGCACCAGGAGGUAAAGUUACCCAGUGCUGCUUACCUGCCUGGCCACCUGGCUGCCCUGAAGCCUCCUCUCAGAAAGCCUGAAAGAGAGGAUGAACAGCCAGGGGAGCCGGGCGCUGGUUGACCAGAGGCAGGAUUGAACCCGGGCCAUGGAUCCACAGCUAGGAAUGCUAACCAUUACACCACCUGAGACUGUAGAGGCCAAGGCAGACAAAGAAUCAGGCAGCACCUUGUGUGAAGCGUGUGGCCGAGGGUUCAGCAGGAAGGAGGCGCUCCAGCGGCACAAGGCGAGAGUCCAUGAGAAGGCCCACGGCAGCCACCAGUGUGGCCGCACCUUUCCCCACACCUCCCUGCUGGCCGAGCACCUCAGGCCACACCAGGGAUGCACUUGUCCGGAAUGUUCCAAGGUGUUCAGCUGCAGAUCCAACAUCACGCUGCACCGCCGGGCCCACCACAUGCGCCUACCACUGCACUGCCUGCAACAAACACUGGAAGUUCCACGCCAGCUACACCUACCACAUGAAGAAGUUCCACGGGAGCAGCGGUGUGGCGGGUGCCGGCCGGUGGUGUGCUCUGCGUCAGCACUCCCUGACCUGCCGCGUCCACCACACUCAGAGUUGUCACUUUUGCAGCACAGGGCAGGAGGCAGCUUUGGAAGACAUGCAGGGGGUGGCAGGGAGGUCAUGAAGCCACUCCCUGACAGUGCACCAGGUUGUGGCUCCCUGCUCAGCCCUGCCCACCUCAGCAAGCAAGGAACUGACAGCCUUGUCCUGCUGUCAGAGAUGAGGAAGAUUCAAGUGUACCCACCUCCAAACACCUCCCACCAGGCGCCUCCUGCGGGGGAGAUCAUUGUGGAGGUGUUGGAGGACACGGAUGCAGAGUACCAGUACAUCAUCUUGGUGGAGGACGCUGCCGUGGCCCACUUCACCAUGACGGACACUGCUGCCAUAUGGAACACCUCAGGGCGCCAGUGUCCGGGCGACCCACUCCCUCUGCCACACACACCCCACACACACCUACACGAACCCGUGUAUCCAUCCCGAUGUGUUCUUUUAGUUGUUGAUCUCAAUAUUUCUCUUCUUUCUGCGGUAGGAGCUGUAGGAGAUAGCCCUGUAUGCGUUCUUGGAGCCAUACCAGGGGUAGGAAACGGGGAGUCAAGUCCCCCUUAAAAUUCCCUCCUGUACUCCUAUUGCGGGAAAAAUUGUGGGAGUAUAUAGGCCAGUAAUCUGUGCUUUAUCUGUAGUGUAAGACGUGUUAGUGAAAUAAGAGGCUGUAUGUUUGGUCUUUAUGACGGAGAUGGUUCUCGUCGUGUAUGGUUUUUUUUUUCCCGAAAAUGUAACGUUCCCCCUCUCUGAGUCUCUUUCAUACAUCAUAUGUACCUGGUUUUACAAUAAUUGUACACCCGCCCAAGGGUAAAGAUUUCGUGGAGAAUCCUCAGCCUUAUUCUGGUUACCAUUGUGAGAGGAGAAAACUAGAAAUCAGUCGUGUGUCCAUUCGCCCAUUUCCGUCAGUUUUGGGUAAAUCAUGCCUUCUAUGAGGAAUUAAUUGUAAACCAUGUCGUCAGGUAUGCCUAUGUAUUACCUUCUAAACUAAGUCACAGGAAUAAAUGUAAGCACUCCUAUAUAUAGGCCUUUAUUUCUUGUCACUCCCCGUUGUGAGAUUUGUCCGGCCAGCUGUGAGUUAAACUAACCAUUUACCGCCCCCAAGUCUGCCCCGCUCACCUCGCUACCCUGCCCAAGGGAUCAGAGUCUCGCUCUGGGUCAUUUUAAUCCCUCAUUAAAUCCUUAGUCCUUUAUAUACACAUACUCUUAAGGCUCCCAGUGAGCUACCGGUGACAUAGUUCAUCGGUAUAUCUCUGGGUGGUGGCAGCAAAACUACCCCUAGGGUGAGUCCCCCUUGUUUUUCCCCAGAUAUCCAUUAGUUGAACUUCCUUUUUUUUUACAUCAUUUAGUGACCCGAAUUUCCGGGCACGACAGUCAGUAGUCAGAAGUGUGGUACAAAUAGACAGAGGAGCAGCUUUUUUGACAUUCAGCAAGUCUUCUGUUCCAGAAUAUUUGCACCCAAUAGCUGCCACACCAUUACCAUUUAAGUAAUACUUGACACCAUGAGUGGUUAGGUUGGGAAACUGGCCUUUGAGCUCUGGCACACUUCAGGUUAUUGACUGAUGGUGGUAUUGAGAAAGAAGGGUGACAAUAAUUUCUUCCCUUUGAAUGGUCCUUACAGAUGUUGUCUAUUGUCUGGUACUGUUGUCCUGAUCAGCACUGGUGACAGGACAUGUAGACGAAGCUAAUACUCAUUCUUGAGCUUGUAAGAUCUCUUCCAUAUU